AUGGCAAUGGCAAUGGAGCUUCCCACUCGGCCAAACCUGGAAGUGUCUCGCCCCAUGCAGGCACAUGGCGCCGCCAAAGCGACCAGUAGCCCGAUGGUCUCAACAUCCAGGAUUUCCGCCGUGCUGGCUGUGGCUGGCUUGGCACGCUGCGGUGUGCAGCGACGUGCCACAGCUGUGAAGAAGAAGGGUGUUCGCGUGGUGGAGGGAAAGGAGAUCCCGUGGAACCUCUUCAGCCCGAAGGCUCCGUACCAGGGCAGCUGCAUCAGCAAGGAGACCAUCACCAGCAAGACGCCACUGGUGAACUGGGAAACCUGCCACGUGAUCAUGGACCACGGUGGUAAGGUGCCAUACAUCGAGGGCCAAUCCAUUGGAAUCAUCGCCCCUGGUCCUGACAAGAAGGGCGAGACUCCUGCGAAGAUUCGUUUGUACUCCAUUGCAUCCUCAGCACCGGGGGAUGACGAGACCAGCAAGACUGUGUCUUUGGUGGUGAAACGAGUUCUUGAGGUCUCGGGCAAGGGCUGGUGCGAAUACUCCAAUGUGCCCAAGGGUAAGGACCCUGAAUUCCCAGAUGCCGAGAAAGUCUACCGUGGCGUGUGCUCGAGUCACGUUUGUGACUUGAAUGCUGGAGAUGAUGUGAUGAUCACCGGCCCCACCGGUGCUGAAAUGCUACUGCCAGAGGACCCUGAGGCCAACAUGAUUUUCAUGGCCACAGGCACCGGCAUUGCUCCAUUCCGCUCUCACUUGCGCUAUCUCUUCCAUGACAAGGCCACCAAGGGCAAGUUCAAGGGCGUGGCGUGGAUGUUCCUCGGUGUGCCUUACUCAGAGUCCUUGCUCUACGACGAGGAGUGGAAGGAGAUGCAGGCUGAGUUCCCCGACCAGUUCCGAUACGACUACGCCAUCUCCGGAGAGGAGAAGAGCGAGAAAAACAAGAUCAACGGUGAGAUGUGGGUGCAGCACAAGAUGAUGCAGUACACCGAUGACCUGUGGAAGUUGGUCAAGGAUCCCAAGACUCACGUGUACAUGUGCGGCCUCAAGGGCAUGGAAAGCGGCUUUGCGGAGUGCUUCCAGGAGCGCGUUGAGGCUGAAGGCAUGGACUAUGCAGAAUUCUUGAAGAAGAUGAAGAAGGAUAAGCGCUUGGCCACGGUUCCAGAGCGGCGCCGAGACCCCAGGGACAGCAGUGUGAAGAUGGUGGUUGCAGGUGCGGCAGCUGCCAUCGCAGCAGGCUCUGUGUCCCAGGCCUUUGUUGCGUCGCCUGCUCCGCGAGCGGCCCCAAUCCAAGCAGAGGCACUUCUGCAAUCGAGGAGUGGUCCUUCCUCCCGGGGUUCAAACUUCGGUGCUGCUGCCCUCACCGUUGGUGCUGUUGCUGCUGUGGGUGGCCGUGGGUUGUUAUUGCAGCGACGUGCCACGGCCGUGAAGAAGAAGGGCGUGCGUGUGGUCGAGGGCAAGGAGAUCCCGUGGAACCUCUUCAGCCCGAAGGCUCCGUACCAGGGCAGCUGCAUCAGCAAGGAGACCAUCACCAGCAAGACGCCACUGGUGAACUGGGAAACCUGCCACGUGAUCAUGGACCACGGUGGUAAGGUGCCAUACAUCGAGGGCCAAUCCAUUGGAAUCAUCGCCCCUGGUCCUGACAAGAAGGGCGAGACUCCUGCGAAGAUUCGUUUGUACUCCAUUGCAUCCUCAGCACCGGGGGAUGACGAGACCAGCAAGACUGUGUCUUUGGUGGUGAAACGAGUUCUUGAGGUCUCGGGCAAGGGCUGGUGCGAAUACUCCAAUGUGCCCAAGGGUAAGGACCCUGAAUUCCCAGAUGCCGAGAAAGUCUACCGUGGCGUGUGCUCGAGUCACGUUUGUGACUUGAAUGCUGGAGAUGAUGUGAUGAUCACCGGCCCCACCGGUGCUGAAAUGCUACUGCCAGAGGACCCUGAGGCCAACAUGAUUUUCAUGGCCACAGGCACCGGCAUUGCUCCAUUCCGCUCUCACUUGCGCUAUCUCUUCCAUGACAAGGCCACCAAGGGCAAGUUCAAGGGCGUGGCGUGGAUGUUCCUCGGUGUGCCUUACUCAGAGUCCUUGCUCUACGACGAGGAGUGGAAGGAGAUGCAGGCUGAGUUCCCCGACCAGUUCCGAUACGACUACGCCAUCUCCGGAGAGGAGAAGAGCGAGAAAAACAAGAUCAACGGUGAGAUGUGGGUGCAGCACAAGAUGAUGCAGUACACCGAUGACCUGUGGGAGUUGGUCAAGGAUCCCAAGACUCAUGUGUACAUGUGCGGCCUCAAGGGCAUGGAAAGCGGCUUUGCGGAGUGCUUCCAGGAGCGCGUUGAGGCAGAAGGCAUGGACUUCUCCCAGGAGUUCUUGAAGAAGAUGAAGAAGGACAAGCGCCAUUUGGCAUCGGAUAUCUUGGGAUAUCUUGGGAUGAUCACGGAAUGUGGGCGGGGGGUUGAAGCUGCUGGAACCGUCUCAGUACUUGCGGAUUGGCCUCCGUGCUUAGCGCUUCAGCUGGUUUUCAAGUUGAAUUCAAAUCAGAAGCCGAUCCUGAGUGCUGCAAGCGAUACUUUGGCAGCAGAAACCCCUGAAGAGGGAUGCUUACAGAGAUUCUUGGCCGACAUCCUGGGGAAGGAUGCCGUAGCCGCAGCAGCAGCCUGUGGCAUCAUCGCCGCGAUGCAAGCUCUGCGCGGCCCUCCAGGUGAAGUCGUGUCCCUGACCUUGGCGAUGGACGGAGAAAUUUGGCGGCUGCUGAAGGAGCGACAUCCCAAGACGAUUCUAGGAGUUACAGAUGAACGGUAUCAGCUCCCACCAUUCAUCGCCAAGGCAGUGUGGAGCCAAUUGGGUGAUGCCUUGAGAGACUGCGAGUUCCCUGUGAUGCAUCGAAUUCCUGGGGAGCGCUUCAUCACUUUGCGCCUGGACGGCAGUGGCUUCUCCAAGUUGACCAAACGUCUAAGCAGCUCAGGUGCAUUCUCCGAGGGCUAUUCAGGCGAGUUCGCACAGCUGAUGCGAGAAUGCUGCCAGUCAUUGAUGGUGAAGUUCAGUGCCAUUUGUGGCUAUACUCAGUCGGAUGAGAUGACCUUGGUCAUCUCACCUGCCAGCGUCGUGCGAGGGGAACAGCAAUGCCAUUCGCAUGGCGGACGCGUUGUGAAGCUCUGCACGCUGGCCGCGGCGCAUGUCACUGCUCUCUUCAACUUCCGAUUGCAAGCUUUGUUUGCAAGGAGAGGCCUGCAGAUGGAAGAUCAGCACUUGGCCAAUUUCGACUGCAGAUUGGGAACUUUCGCCACAUUAGAAGAGGCUAUGUCCCUAGUGCUGUGGAGAGCUGCAGACUGCGGUGUGAACGGUGUGUCAGAUGCCGUUUACAAAUCAAAGCUGCCUGGUGCGAAGAGCACAAUGCGUGCUGGCACCAGCGACAAGCUCAAGUGGUUAGCCGAAAAUGGACUCCUGCCUUUGCAGCCGCAUCAGGCAUACGGCUCGUACUUUGUGAAAGUGCGGCGCCUACAUGAAGGCUUCAACCCCAAAACGGGAGAGACCUCUUCGAGCUUGCGCUCAACCAUUGAGGAGGUCUCAAAUGUGAACCUUCUGCGCUUGGCAGCCAAGGAUGGCUUGUUCCCGCCAGAUGAUGUGGAAACUGCCUAG
Messenger RNA from Cladocopium goreaui, 3615 nucleotides. NCBI's taxonomy places the organism in Eukaryota, Dinophyceae, Suessiales, Symbiodiniaceae. The record is from the annotation of a GenBank genome assembly.